Messenger RNA from Diaporthe batatas, 2381 nucleotides. RefSeq lists its product as uncharacterized. Gene Ontology annotation, molecular function: IgE binding. NCBI's taxonomy places the organism in Eukaryota, Fungi, Ascomycota, Sordariomycetes, Diaporthales, Diaporthaceae. The record is from RefSeq and is a predicted model, not a curated record. The coding region runs from base 675 to 1724 and encodes 349 amino acids. The transcript has a single exon. Gene Ontology annotation, cellular component: extracellular region.
CCCCACCCCUGGCUCCAUCGUGUCCACCCCUGGCCAGAAGCCCAGAACCCAGCACUUGCUGCAGUUGUGCCUUGGUGUAAUUUCCCUCUCUUCCAGUUCUUCCCUCCCAGUUACCUUUUGGUUCUCUAGCGACAGGCCCCUUACCCUUAGCACGCAGCACGUUGGCACACACUACCAACCAUGUCCAACGAUGGCCAAUCUGCCCCGUCCCCACCCUCGGCCGGGUCGUGGCCUCUCGUUUUGUCCUUGUCCUCCGCGCCCCAGUCGAGCCCCCCCGGUCGAGCCCAGACCGUGUCUGUUCAUUCAUCUUGACUUCAUCUCGCCCGUCCCUUCGUCCAAGGUCUCCCCCUCCUUCUUUUCUCCCUCUCCCUCCACCCACCCCACGCUCCUUUAAGCAAAGUCAACACAAAGACCAAAGCCCUCGCUUUUGAUCUCUGCCUUCCCGCUGGUGCUCGGUCACUCCCACUCUUUCGUGUUCCUCAUUGCAUUGCAAGACAAUCACACACGUCGACACGAAUCCCACAUUCUUUUGAAUCAACCAAAACCGAUCUACACUCCUUCGCACCACGCGCAACCGCAGAUCAAGCACGGCAUCGUCGACUCGAUCCGGCCAUACACGUCUCAAACGUCAAAACGUCACUUCUAUAAACUAGACAAGAAAAGAACCAUUCGAAAUGGCUCGUCUCGCAGCUACCCUCCUCCUGCUCGGCGCCCUGGGUGCCUCGGCCCACCCUUCCGGCCACGCCCGCUUCCACAGCAAGCAGCGAUCCCAGAACCAGGAGCGUGCCAUCGGUGACACUAUCAACGCCGUCAUCGACGGUGUCGCCGUCUCGUGGGUCCAGACCGAGGACUACGCCCCCAAGGCCACCCCCGCCAUCGUCGCCGACAAGCCCGCUGCGGCCCCCGCUGCCGCCCCCGCCGCCGCCAAGCCCGUCGCUGACGUGAAGGUCGCCGCCGCCGCCCCCGCCCCGGCUGCUGCUUCCUCCCCAUCGCCCAGCCCCACCCCCGCCGCUGCUCCUGCCGCCCCCAAGGCCCCCGCCAAGUCCUCCCCCUCCACCGGCGAGGGCAUCAGCACCUUCACCAGCUUCACCGAUCUGUGCAGCGCCGCCAAGAAGCGCGCCACCCUCGACCAGAUCAAGUACGCCGGCAACGUCGGCUCCGCCACCGACUACGGCUGCAACAAGGUCCUGCUGGCCAACGCUGACGUCGCCGAGGAGUACAACAACACUGCCAGGUUCCACGGCGCCACCGAGGACCUGUACUGCAUGGUCUGGAACAAGAUCGGCUCUGACGGUGGUAUCAACGGUUUCUUCGGCGCCGACGCCACCACCUUCAAGCUGGCCGCCGGCGCUACCCAGUACGUCGCCUUCGACAAGAACUCCCAGGGUGGCGGUGCUUGCUUCAAGGGCGCCAGCGAGGACGCCGUUGAGAAGACCUCGUACGGCGCCAUAGCCGGUACCUGGGCCGAGUGGGACUUCGAGAACCAGAGCAACAACGGCUGGUCUGGCUACGAUGCCUCUGCCAUUGUCGCCCAGGCCGCCGGCCUUGCUGUCACCGGCAUGAAGAUCUGCGCCGACAACGCCCCCGACGCCCUCUGCUCCACCAUCGGCGCCGGCGGCUCCCACUUCGACAACGCCUACCGCGCUGUUGACGCCGAUGCCGACGGAAUCGGUGGCCAGGUCUCCGGCCCCAUGAAGAUCAGCAUCGACCUCAGCGAUUUCUAAGGAGCGCGCCGCCACCGCUAGCACCUGGUUGGCCAUCCACAGCCGGUCAGCUUUUUGGCAUACCUUCUUUCAACCCGACGGCUGGUGGUUUGUUCUUCUAUCGAGCCAUGUAUUUUUGACGAGAUAACGCAGCGGGUCACCGGUUCUGAUUUGGGGAAAAAGAUGCUCUUGGGAAAAACCUGGAUCUGAGAAAGGACAGCUCUUGUUGAGAUCUGUUUCACUUCACAUGUAUCUUGUCUCUCCCGUUGUCGCAUUUAUAUCCAAUACCACAACCCUCUUCCUAUGAUACCACCAAUCCAAGCGCCGCGUCGCGUCAUAACGCGCCUUGGAGAAAAUUCGUCCGCCUUCUCUUCCUCUUUCUUCUUUCACUCCUGUUGGAUGGCAAGGGGGGGCUUGGCCUAGGGCCAGGGACCGAUUUAUGCAGCGCGCAAAGGGGAGCGGUCCCCACGGGCUUGGUGCUUUCUCGAUACAAAGUUGCUGGGAUGUUGGGCUUUUUAACUUUUAUUGUCUACGGCGUACAAAUCUCACACACACCCCAUACAUUACUUGGCUGGUUGUUGUUGCUCACUAUUGUUACUACAUUCGAAAGGGAAGCAAAGAGGCAAAGCAAAAGAUUUAUUCUUGAUAGUGUCUAUUUUUGAUGAGAGUCUACCUGAA